AUGGGUCAACAAGGUCCAGAUGCUGAAUAUUUCGAAUUGUUAAAUCAUACAACAAAUUCACAAAUUUCUAAUUUAUUUACAUCUAAACCUAAAAAUAUUAAAUCUUUACAUCUUAUCAGUCGUUUCACUUUAGAUCGUGAACGUAAAUCCGAGUAUCGAUUAAUUCUCUUAGCUUAUGAUCAAUCUGAACAAUUAAAAAUACGUCAUACAGCUCAAUUACCAAUAAGUAUUUCCAUUAAAGAAGUCAAUGAAUAUGCACCACAAUUUGAUUACGGCAUUAAUGUGACUCAUCAACAAGGUGGCCAUAUUGUUCAACAACAAUUAUUGAGUAAUGAUCAUAAAUUCAUUGGAUAUCCUGAUCGAUUUCAUACAAAAGUACGCAUUAAAUCAUUUUCUUAUGAUUCUAAAUCGAAUUUUAAUGAACAACCCAGUCAAAAUCGAAUUCAUGAUAAUAAUCCUAUACAAUUAUCAGAUUCUAAUAAUUUAAUACUUGGAUUACCAGAAGAUAUGAACGUGGGAAGUCGAAUCUAUCGUGUCCAAGCGAUUGAUUAUGACUCACUGGAUUUUUCAAAUAUUAUGAAUCAUAAUCUCUAUCAAUCAUAUCAAUCAAUACAUUCUAAAAUUACUGUACAUUAUUUUAUUGCACAAGAAACUGAUCUUCGUGUAAAACAUUAUUUUCGUUUAGGUAAAGAAGAUGGUUGGAUCACAUUAAUACAACGAUUAGAUUAUGAAUCUGGUCCACGUCAUUAUAUAUUGCCUAUUGUUGCAAUCGAUUUUGGACGUCCACAGUUGAGUAGUACAUUAACACUUAGCUUACAAGUGUUAGAUGUAAAUGAUGAAGCCCCAAGUAUUACAAUACGUGGUAUUGAACUGACUAAUAGUAAUAAUAAUAAUAAUAACAAUUAUCAACAUAUUAUUGGCCAUUCAACAAUGGAUAGUUUUAAUCCUAAUCGUUUUCAUGUAUUAGCUGUAAGAGAAAAUUCUCCAAUUGGUACUUUUAUUGCAAAAGUAUCCGCUAAAGAUCGAGAUACAGGAACUUCAGGUGAAGUAGAAUGCUACCUAAGUGAAACAGAUAACUUUGGUCGGAAGAUUCAUGAAUCAGGUAGUUCAUUUGGAUCAGAUUAUUCAAAAGGCCUUCACAAUUUCGCGUUACAUCCAGUUGAAGAUGAUUCAAUCCAUUCAGCUACCAUUUCAGACAACAUUGAAUCAACCCAAUCGUCCAGUUAUGUGCAACAUUCACAAUCAAAUGUAUUAGGACGUCAUGAUACUGAGUAUAUAUUAAUGACAAAGGCAAUUUUAAAUAGAGAAGUUAAAAAUUCCUAUUUUAUCUACCUUACAUGUCAUGAUAAUGUUGAAAAAAAGCCAUACUCAAAUUAUCCUUUACAAAUCAAUCAUAAUAUACCUUCAUCCGUUUUAUCAAAACGUCUCUCCUCAACAAAAUUACUAAAAAUCAAUAUUUUAGACGAGAACGACAAUGGACCACAAUUUGAUCGUUUACGUUAUGAAGUGAAAAUUUUCGAAAAUUCCAUUGAAAAUACUGAAUUAAUUAAACUGAAUGCUAUUGAUGAAGAUGAAGAAAGUCAAACUGUUUAUCGAUUUGCUCAAAUGAAUGAUUCAUUUAUACAAAAUGAUACAAAUUUAAAUUUAAGCCUAAUCUAUACACAUUUUAAAAUUGAUUCAAAGUUUGGUUUAAUUAAAACAACUAAUGUACCGUUAGAUAGAGAAAUUAAAGAUUCAAUAGUAAUACCAGUGAUAGCUUAUGAUAAUGAAUUUCCUAGUAGAACAUCCCAUGCAUGGAUACAUGUACAAAUAGAAGAUGUAAAUGAUAAUAUUCCAAAAUUAAUAGGGAAUACAACAUUUUGGAUAGAUGAAGAAGUUACAGUUAUGGAUUAUUUAGUGAAUGGUGUUAACCAUGGUAGUAGUAGUAGUAGUAGUAGUAGUAGUGGUAGUAGUAUUAGUAGUACAACCACUACUAAUAUAAGUACAAAACCAUAUCAUUCAACAAAUCAUCAUAUAUUUAUUGGACGUUUACAUGGGGAAGAUGAUGAUAUUGGCGAGAAUGGGAAAUUCCUCUUUAAAUUAGCCUAUGAAAAUCAAUACAACGCCAAUACUCCAAAAUGGUUUUUACGUACAGAUGGCAAUUUUUUUGUUCAAUCAACUGGAGGAAUUCAAUCAAAUCAUGGAUAUAAUUAUGAUAAUUAUUUAGAUCGUGAAAAAAGACCAUUUUAUGAAAUACCAAUUAUUAUUAGUGAUUUAGGCAAAAUGCCUACUUCUUUAUCAUCCACUGCUACAAUUACUGUUAGUUUAAGAGAUGUGAAUGAUAAUUCACCGAAAUUUUUAAAACCUACUUUGGAUUAUUUAAAUUCAAACAUAAGUCAUAUUCUUACUGGUAAUGAUAAGCUACAAUCAAUGCCAAAUCAUUCCAAAUUGAAUAUGUUCAAUGUACCUAGUGAACGAAUUAAUCUCUUCAAUAUGGAGAAUACAAAUCCUGGGACAUUGAUUUAUACAGUACAUGCUGUCGACUUAGAUGAUGGUGAGAAUGGUAAAAUUAUUUAUAAACUGGAAGCUUAUGAAGGAUAUUGGCAGCUGGCGUAUAAUUCAUAUCAGUUAUCAAAUAACAUGAAUCAGAGUAAUCAGUCUUUAGAUAGUUAUUUUAUUAUUGAUCAAAUGUCUGGAGAAAUACGAAUUAAUAAAUUAAUCACUGUUGAUCAUUUACAAUCAGUACCGAAAAGUUUAAUGAUUAUUGCCGAGGAUUGUGGUAUACCAUCAAGAAAGAAUUAUGCACUUUUAUAUAUUGAUUUUAUGAAUGAAGAGGAAAGUAGACAAACAGUUAGCCAGAAUUUUGAUCUGUAUGAUAGUUCAAUAGUGAAGAACAACAGAAACAUGAAGACUAGUUUAAAUUCUAUUGAUCGGCCAAUUAAUUCAACUGACUUCAAUCAGAAAAAUCAAUAUGCAGAAUUGUAUUCAAACAAUCCUAUCAAAACCAAUAGUGGUAAUAAUAAUAAUAACAAUAAUCCACAAUCAAAAUUAUUGAACAUUGAUCGGAGAAAACCGGGUCAACAUUCAAAUUCAUUAUUAUCCACUUCUCGAAUGAAGCAUACUCAGCCAACCAAUACGAAACUAUCAUUGUCAUCGUUUCAAUCACAGAAUCGUCUCAAUACUGAUAAUAAUAACAACUUGGAGAAAUUAAUGUCAGCUUAUCAAACUCCAGUCGAUACUGAUCAAAUGGAUAUGACUAAUUCAUAUCAAACUAGUACUGAAUUGAUUACUGGUUUAGGUAUUGGAUUAGUGAUUAUCAUUUUAGUUUGUUUAUUAUUGUUGAUUACUUAUGCUUUACAUGGUACACAAACUAUUCGACUAGGCAGAAAUGGAACAACUAUCAUUGAUCGUCAUAAAUUUCAUAAUAACACUUUGAAACAACAACAUCAACAUAAAACUGUGAUAAAUAACAACAACAACAACAUUAACAAUCAUAAAAUAAACAAUCAAAUUAACGGAAAAAACACUGAUCACAUCAAUCGAUUAAAACAAUUCUAUCAUGUUAUACGAUUGGCUAUCAAGCCUAAUCGUUCAUUGAAUAAUCAAUCAAUGUCGAAAAGUAUUGAAACUGUGAACUCAUCGAAAUCGUACACAUUAAAUCAAGAUAAAAAUAAAUCAUACAAUCAUAUACUCGAUAUGAAAAUGGAUAUACCACCAUUAUCUAGUGAUUGGGAAAGUGUUCAUAGUGAAUUCCCACCAACAAAUCCAAUGCAUAAACAAAUUAUUAAUAAUAAUAGUCAAAAGUUUAAUUAUGCUAAUAAAAAUUCAUUCAAUCAUCAAUGUAUGUAUCCACAAAUUAACACAUUUAUACCUGUAAUAAAUUCUGUUGAAAUGAAUACAAUGUCUAAACAAGAUAAUUGUGACAUGACUAAUACAAUUAAUCACAAACCGAAUCCAAUUUUACAAACAAAUAUAUCACAAAAUGAGUCACAAACAGAAUUUCAUAACGAUAAUCAUGAAUCCAACAUGAAUUGUUAUCCACGUAUUUAUACUGUAUGUACAAAUGGUAUUCAACCACAACCAGAUUAUAUGACAUUAAAUCUAUCAUCAGAUAAUCAUAGUCAUUAUGUGAUGAAACAUUUGAUAUCGAAAAAUAAUUGUCAUUUCUUGACAAAUCAUAUAGGUUGUCAGAAAUCUUCAAUGACAAUGCCAAAAAUCUCAUUUCCCCCUAUUGAUGAUACUUACGCGCAUCAACAUCAUCAUGAGUUGUUGAUGAAUACAUCAACUGGAUCACAUCCUCAUUCUGUUCUUCUUAAUACUACUACUACACUUCCUCUUCCUCAUCCUCCACCGUCUUCUUCAUCAUCUCCUGUUUCGACUUCUAUGCAUUAUUGUACUUCGCCAACAUUACAGUAUUGUCGAAUAUCAUCAACAAUGAAUAACAAUCAUAAUAAUACUACUACUACUAAUAAUAAUAGUAAUCCAUCGAAAUUAUUAUUAAAAAAUUGUACAAAUGAACAAAAUUUAAUCAAUUUACCAAUGGAUAAAAAUCAAAUCAAUUUAGCUAAAAGUACAGGACAAAUAGAUAAGAUAAUUAAUGAUAUAAAUCAACAAAAUAAUCAUAAUAAUAAUGAUAAUGAUUAUAUUGUUGAGGAUUGUUUCAAAGCGAAUUCUUUGAAAUCGGGUAGUUUUGUAUGA
Messenger RNA from Schistosoma turkestanicum, 4677 nucleotides. The record is from the annotation of a GenBank genome assembly. Lineage: Eukaryota; Metazoa; Platyhelminthes; Trematoda; Strigeidida; Schistosomatidae.